Molecule: messenger RNA, 720 nt
Organism: Auanema sp. JU1783
Lineage: Eukaryota; Metazoa; Nematoda; Chromadorea; Rhabditida; Rhabditidae
Source: the annotation of a GenBank genome assembly
AUGAUAACUCAACAGAUACACAGAGCUGUUUCAACUACUGUCAAUAGUUCAAAGGCUCAUGCACGCGCUCUUGUAACAAAGGAACCAAAUAUCGUUUAUCGUUUAGCCAAUAAGAAGGAUAAAGAAGCUCUAACUGAUCUUAUGGCGAUGUAUAUAUCUAACAGACCUUACCAGGGAACUUUGAGAGAUACAGAAGAACGGUGUAGUUAUAUGGUUAGGGAUGCUCUUCGUUUUCCAUAUACUAUGAUGGCUUACGACAACGACCUGCCUGUCGGAUUCAGUUUGAUAACUAAUCGAUUUCGAGAUGUCUCGAAGAAUCGCCUUGAACUAUUAGGACCGAUCCCUCGAACAACUACUGACGUAUUAGAUAACUUACGUGACCACGCAGAAAAUCAUCUAUGGUGUUUGGUACCAGAAGCUCAAAAUAUAUUUAUUAACGAAGCGUUGUUCAUUGAGCCAAACUAUCGGAGACAGCAGAUAGCUUCAACACUUGUUGAAGAGCAGUUUCGAAGAAUCUGUCUACUCACAAAGAAUGAAUGGUCAAUGAACGGUAUGAUUGCCCCAGUCACAAGCUAUGCUCAUUUCUGUCUACUAGAGAAACUUGGAUUUGUUUGCAUCUAUGAUAUUCCUCCACAGUCCUUUCUGACAGCAAAUGGAGAAGAAUGGAAAUCAGCUGAUACCACCGUCCCAUUUGCCCGCUUGAUGUUAUUGAAAUAUUAA